AUGUCAUCCCUUACUGACCAAGCAACAGCUGGUGAAGGAUCAGGAUCCAACAAACCUUCUCGUCGAGUCGCCUAUUACUAUGACCAGGAUGUAGGGAACUAUACAUAUUACCUCGGACAUCCUAUGAAACCCCAUCGAAUACGUAUGGCCCAUAACCUCAUUGUGAAUUAUGGUCUGACAGACGAAGUGGAGGAGGAUGCACCUGAUGUAGAGGGAGAAGGGAAAAGAGAGAUGAAUGAUGAGAUAAGUAAUGGAAAUGGAAAUCAUGUGCCGGAACAUAAGUUCAUUAAGAAUAGCUUGACGGGUUCGAGAAGUAAACAUAUGCAAGUGUUUAGGCCACACAGAGCUACUAAAGCUCAAAUGACCCGUUUUCAUACCGAUGAAUAUAUCGAGUUCCUCGAGAAUGUCACUCCAGAAACGGCGGAGGCUAUGACAGGCGGUGGCGUUAGAUGCCUAAUAGGAGAGGAUUGUCCAGCGUUUGACGGACUGUUCGAAUUCUGUUCGAUAUCAGCGGGAGGUUCUUUGGGUGGUGCGGAGAGAUUAAAUUCUGGAGCAGCUGAUAUCGCUAUUAAUUGGGCUGGUGGAUUACAUCAUGCGAAGAAGACUGAAGCGAGUGGAUUCUGUUACGUGAAUGACAUUGUACUUGGUAUUCUUGAGCUGUUGAGGAUACAUCCCCGAGUACUAUACAUAGAUGUAGAUGUACAUCAUGGAGAUGGAGUGGAGGAAGCUUUCUAUACUACGGAUAGAGUCAUGACUUGCUCUUUCCACAGGUUUGGAGAGUUCUUCCCUGGUACAGGUGAUGUUAGGGAUGUGGGUAUGAAAAGAGGUAAAGGAUAUGCAGUGAACGUGCCGUUGAGAGAUGGAAUAACGGAUGAAUCGUAUCAUACUAUAUUCAAGCCUGUCAUUCAACAUAUCAUGGAUUACUUCCGACCUAGCGCAGUGAUCUUGCAGAUGGGAGCAGAUAGUUUAUCAGGUGACAAAUUAGGUGGAUUCAAUCUGACACUGAAAGGUCAUGGGGAAUGUACAAGCUUCGUGAAGAGUUUUGGAGUGCCUGUGAUGAUGUUAGGUGGAGGAGGAUACACGACGAAAAAUGUUGCUCGAGCUUGGACGAACGAAACUGCUGUUAUGUGCGGUAAGACAUUACCAGAGGAUUUGCCAUAUAAUCAAUAUAUGGAAUACUACGGACCUAGAUAUAAAUUAGAGGUAUUACCCAAUAAUACGGAUGAUCACAACCCAUCUGAGUAUCUGGAUAAAAUCAGAACUCAAGUCAUUGAGAAUCUACGUAACCUACCACAUGCGCCCUCGGUACAGAUGCGUCAGGUGCCUACACAAACCAUCUCCCAGGCUAUAGGGUUGACGAAGGACAAUGAUCAGAUUGAUCCGGAUGAUGAGAUUGAAAUCCGUCUAAAGAAAUACAUGCAAGAGAAACAACUGCACGGCGGAUAUUCUCCACAUGAAUCAGAUGAUGAAGAUAUACCUAUGAAUGGAGAUUCAGAUCAUGACGAUUCGACUUAUUCUAUACCCGGUCGAAAUAGACGUCAGGGAGGGUUGAACGGUCUACCUAGACGUACUUUAACAUCUAGGUUGAAUGGUAAUAAGAGGUCGACAAAUGGUAUUGCAAAUGGACAGUCGGAUGACGAAGAUGAAGAUCCAUGUGGAAUAACGAAAAGGAAGAAAAGAACGUUCUUCAGUAAGAAACAAACUUCUGGUAUUCAGGGAUUAGUCAAUAAGAAGUUGAAUGGCCUGAAUGGUUUGAAUGGGAUUACAGUGGGGAAUGGAAACAUAGUAGAAUUCUGGAAGGAGAAUAAUGGGAAUGGGAAUUCGAUAAAUGGUGGAUUGGGAGGGAUGUCAAGAGGUGAAAGUCCGAUGAGUAUCGCAUAG
This is a messenger RNA of Kwoniella botswanensis, 1881 nucleotides long. RefSeq lists its product as uncharacterized. Lineage: Eukaryota; Fungi; Basidiomycota; Tremellomycetes; Tremellales; Cryptococcaceae. Bases 1 to 1881 code for a protein of 626 amino acids. Gene Ontology annotation, cellular component: nucleus; Rpd3L-Expanded complex. The transcript has 13 exons. Gene Ontology annotation, molecular function: histone deacetylase activity. Gene Ontology annotation, biological process: negative regulation of transcription by RNA polymerase II. The record is from RefSeq and is a predicted model, not a curated record.